Molecule: messenger RNA, 804 nt
Organism: Papaver somniferum (opium poppy)
Lineage: Eukaryota; Viridiplantae; Streptophyta; Magnoliopsida; Ranunculales; Papaveraceae
Product: protein TIC 20-II, chloroplastic-like
Exons: 1
Coding region: 1-804 (267 amino acids)
Source: RefSeq, a predicted model, not a curated record
AUGACUUCUUCGUCGAUUAAUCUGCUUCGUCUUCCCUCGAUCAAACCUUCUCCUCAUAACUACCGUCAACCCUUUAGAAAACCCUUCUCCUCGAAUUCAUCACCUCAUCUCAACCUGAGAUCAUCAUCAAAAAUAACGCCUAGGGCUUCUUCUUCCAUUUCCAACCCUAAUUCCCUAAUCACUCUGCAACAAAAACCUCAAUCUCUUUCUUUCAAUCCCCUCAAAAAGCUUAACAAGAAGAAAAAGGAAACAAUAUGUAUGGCAUCAUCACCAUCUUCAUCAUCAUCACCAUCUUCAUCGGGAACAAUUCCUGCGAGAGAUAGAUUAGUUUCAGCACUUGUUUACUUAAUCCCGUUUUUGAACGGAUUGAAUUACGGGACGUAUCUAUUCGCGAAAUACCCGUUAUUGGAAUUAGCAUUUGAUCCAAUUGUGCCAUUGUUGAGUUUCUACAAAUCAAUACCAAGUGUUGGUUUAUUUGCAUUUCUUACUUUAUAUAUUGGUAUUGUGAGAGAUAGAAAUUUUAGCAGGUUUGUUAGGUUUAAUUCAUUGCAAGCAAUGGUGAUGGAUUUUAUGUUGGUUGUUCCAUCUUUAGCCAGGACAAUAUUGGUGAAUGCCGACCCGUUUGCUGAAGAGAUUGGGUUGAAGUUUCAGUUGUUGAAAGUGAGUCAUGAUGUUACAUUUAUUGUCAUUGUGCUUGCGUUUCUUUAUGCAUUUUCGCGUUGUGUUCUUGGUAGGAUUCCUGAAUUUCCAGGUAUUACUAAUGCUGUUGAAUGGCAAAUCUUUGCCGUGGAUCGCCAACUGUGA